AUGGAGUGGCAGCAGCCUUGUGACCAUUUCUUCAGGAUCAUCUUGCAUUCCACAAUGACUACCAAGAAACUGAGACUUGCCAAGUUGUUCGUCGAGACCCGCUUAGAUGAACUAUCGGAAACCGUGACGCUCAAGACACCCAACUCGGAAGCAUGGACCAUUGGGUUGACGGUGAAUAACGUAAGAAGGAAUAAGACACCUGAAGCAUGGCUUGAUGCUGGUUUCGGUGAAUUCCUCGAGUCCCUCUCCAUCUCCUACGGACACUUUCUGGUGUUCGAGUAUCGAGGCUGGUCCACGUUUAAGGUCGCUGUCUACGACAAGACCACUUGCGAGAUUUUGUACCCUCCCAGAAGCAACGACUCACCCAUGGCUGAGAGUGAAGAAGAGAGUCGUGGUGGCACGGAGGAGCAUCACAACGACGAGGAGAGUGACGACGAUGACGAUGGUGGGGUGCUUUUUAUGGGUACAUCGUUUCUUUCCCCAAGAGAUGGUUCUUCCUCGUCCUCUGCCAAGGCCAGGCCACAGGAAACGGCUGCCGAGAUGGGAACUGUUGCCGAGUGGGAUGCAUUGCUGAAUGAAAUGAUGGAGUCAAACAUUGAAACCUGUCACAAGGCCUUCACCUUCCUGAAGAUGCCACUGAGGAGCAAGGAAGCAGUUCGGAGAGCCAUAGCAAGGCCGCCGGCAAAUCCAUCUGCCAUUCUUGUGCUGUCGUCUUAUGCACCGUAUCUGCCUGGGGAGUUCAGCCGGAGGUAUCUGGGAAGGGCUGACAUGAAGGGCUAUGGGAGUUGGAUGAAGUUUGAGGUGGCCGGAGGUGGUGGAGGCGGGAGACAAUGGCCGGUCCUGAUUCGGCCGCACUAUGCAGGCGUGGUUUUUGGGAAGUAUUGGAUCAAUUUCAGCACCGACAAUGGCCUGGUUGAGGGAGAUGUUUGCUUGUUUGAGUUCAUCAGUUUCAAGGUGCUCAAAGUCCAUAUCUUCCGUGCUUCGGUUUAGUGUCACUGAUCAUUCAGCAGGUUCUUAGUCGACACUUAAGUUUCUAGUUUGUUGGGGUCUUUCAUUCAACAGGUUUCUAAGUACCUAGUAUUGGAAUGUUUAAGUUUUAACUUUGGUUGGGAUAUUCCAUGUGUCCUUUUAUACCUUCUCGUAGGGAUUGUGUUUGUGUAUGUUGCUCGUUGGUGAUGAAUGUGGGCAUUAUUAUCCGUUAUACCUUUUUCUUGGAAAGGAAGGAAUCCAUCCGCCAUGUGAGUGGGGGAAGGAAUGGGUGUGAAGCUCGAUCCAUGUUCUUCGAUUGUUUAUUUGACCAGUUAUUAUGGCCAUGUACUGAUUAUGAAAAGAUAUGGGGAUCUCUCUUUCUCUCAAAUUUUGAGCUAACCAAUUAU
Messenger RNA from Linum tenue, 1376 nucleotides. Lineage: Eukaryota; Viridiplantae; Streptophyta; Magnoliopsida; Malpighiales; Linaceae. The record is from the annotation of a GenBank genome assembly.